Messenger RNA from Acanthopagrus latus (yellowfin seabream), 5297 nucleotides. It is a transcript of the gene ccar1, whose product is annotated as cell division cycle and apoptosis regulator 1. Bases 404 to 4270 code for a protein of 1288 amino acids. The transcript has 27 exons. Gene Ontology annotation, cellular component: nucleus. The record is from RefSeq and is a predicted model, not a curated record. NCBI's taxonomy places the organism in Eukaryota, Metazoa, Chordata, Actinopteri, Spariformes, Sparidae. Gene Ontology annotation, biological process: regulation of DNA-templated transcription.
AAUGCUAAGCUACGUUUAGCUGCUACCAUAUUAAAACACAGCAUGGCUGCUGUAUCUGUUGACAGCAGCAAUACAUGAUUUAUGUUGUGAAGAAGGAGCUAUACGGGAAACGUUUUAAUUAGGUCGACAAAGCCCGAAUAACACGGAGCUUUAGUUAGCUGCUGUUAACAACUUUAACCGCAUUAGCUUGCUAGACAGCCGUCAAAUGUUAGCUAGCUAUCUGCCUGCGCUAGACGCUAGCAUACUGUCAGUUAAAGUGGCUAACGGUAGCCACACUGCUGUCGAUCUCUUCGAGGUUGCUGUGUCAGCAUUUACUCAUCUAACGCUAUAGAGAACUGCAGAAAUCAAGGUGACAAAUAUUGGCCUGGUUAGCAGAGACUGUCCUUAACCUGAGUGGUGAGUCAUGGCCCAAUUCGGGGGACAGAAGAAUCCGCCCUGGGCAACUCAGUUUGCUGCCACAGCGGUGUCCCAGCCGGGCCACUCGGGACAGUCUAUUGACCUCAACAGCCUGCAUUCUGGUGCUUCAUAUUCCCUCCCUACAGCACUUGGUGUGCAGCAGCCGUCUCUUCUGGGAGCUUCUCCUUCAGUUUACUCUCAGCAGUCAGCCUUGGCUGCAGUCUCUCUCAGCAACCAGUCUGCUGCAAACUAUCAGCUGUCUCAGCAAACUGCUGCCUUGCAGCAGCAAGCAGCAGCAGCUGCGGCUGCAGCGCUACAGCAGUCCCAGAUAAAUACAGCCCUCCAGCAGUAUCAGCAGCAGCAGCAGCAGCAACAACAACAGCAACAGCAGCAGCAGCAGCAGCAGCAGCAACAACAACAGCAGCAACCUCCCCAGCAACCACCUCAACAGCAACUGUACAAUGUACCUCAUCAGCUUCCACAGCCACAACAAGCACUGCUUUCUCAGCCCCCUGUCGCCUUGCCCACCAGCCUUAGCCUGUCAAACCCCCAGCAGACAGCCCAGAUUACUGUGUCCUACCCAACACCACGUUCAAGUCACCAACAGCAGACGCAGCCACAGAAGCAGCGAGUUUUUACCGGUGUCGUCAACAAGCUACAUGACACUUUUGGCUUUGUAGAUGAAGAUGUCUUCUUUCAGCUAAGUGCUGUGAAGGGGAAAACCCCUCAGGUGGGUGACAGGGUUCUAGUGGAAGCUGUGUACAACCCGAACAUGCCCUUCAAGUGGAAUGCCCAGCGCAUCCAGACCUUGCCUCAGCUUGCAAACCAGUCGCAUCAGCAGCAGCCUCAGCCUUUACCUCAAGCUUCCCCACAGCUCGGCAGCCUUUACAAUGAGCCAGGGAUGCAGCUGCGCUACUCAGAAAUUCACACGACUGCGGACAACAGACAAAAUACUUUUCAUUCAAGCAGACACUCAGAGCUUUCCCCAGCUUCUUUCUUUCAAGCAGCCCCUGACCAGAGCCAGCCCCAAGCUCCCAGCAUGAUGAAGGCAGGCCCCACUAUCCUGCAGUCGCUACCUCCCCCAAACGCGUUCACUGUUCCCACCCAGGCUCCCCCGCCAUCCCUGCUGCAGGCCCAGCUCUCUGCUGCCUCUCUGGCGCCUCUCCUCCAAAACCCUCCUCAACCGUUACUCCCACAGCCUCCCCCUAAAGAUGUGUUUUCUGGGGGUCUACUUCAGCCCCCAGUGAGAAUGAUGCCACAGCCGCAGCCUGUACGGCGAAUUGAGCCCCCACCCCGUUUCCCCAGUCGCAAUGAUAGAGGCCCUGAGCUCAUUCUCAGGACUAAAGAGGAACGCAGUCGAGACAGAGACCGUGAGCGCAGACGAUCAAGAGAACGUUCACCCGCACGUAAACGUUCCAGAGACCGCUCUCCCAGACGCGACCGUUCACCUCGACGGCCUCGCAGGGUGGUUCCUCGCUACACCGUCCAGUUUUCCAAGUUCAGCUUAGAUGGCUCCAGCUGUGACAUGAUGGAGCUGAGAAGGCGCUAUCAGAGCCUCUACAUUCCAAGCGACUUCUUUGACGCUGUCUUCACUUGGGUGGAUGCCUUCCCCAUGACCAGACCCUUCCAGUUUAGUAACGCCUGUAAUUUCCACAUCUUGCACAAAGAGGUGGAUCCGCUGGUCAAGAAUACAGCUGUGCUUGACCCUCCUGAUGCCAACCACACGUACAGUGCUAAGGUGAUGCUACUGGCUAACCCCAGUAUAGAGGAGCUCUAUCACAAGUCCUGUGCUCUGGCAGAGGACACCCAGGAAGUCAAAGACUCCUUCCAACAUCCUGCUAGACUCAUUAAGUUUUUGGUGGGCAUGAGAGGUAAAGAUGAGGCCAUGGCCAUUGGUGGUCACUGGUCUCCCUCUCUGGAUGGAGCUGACCCAGAGAGGGAUCCCUCAGUCCUUAUAAAGACAGCCAUACGCUGUUGCAAGGCACUCACAGGCAUAGACCUUAGUCUCUGCACUCAGUGGUAUCGUUUUGCAGAGAUUCGCUAUCAUCGGCCGGAGGAGACACACAAGGGGCGGACAGUCCCUGCUCAUGUGGAGACAGUGGUUUUGUUUCUUCCGGAUGUUUGGCAUUGUCUUCCUACCCGCUCAGAGUGGGAGGUGCUGUCACGGCGACUCCGGGAGCAGCUGGCUGAGAAGCUGUCGGCCGAGCGAAAGGAGGCGGAUGGAGAACAGGAGGAAGAGGAGAAGGAUGGCGAUGAAUCGAAGGACGUUAGUACUCCCACUCACUGGGCUAAACUUGACCCGAAAUCAAUGAAGGUAAAUGACCUGCGGAAGGAGCUCGAUUGUCGCUCUUUAAGCUCAAAGGGGCUUAAGUCGCAGCUGAUCGCUCGCCUCACCAAGCAGCUAAAGGUGGAAGAGCAGGUGGAGGAGUCCAAGGAGCCAGAGAAACCAGAGAGCAAAAUUCCUGAGGAAGAGGAGCCAUCUCGCACCGAGGAAGACAGAGAGGAGGAGGAGAGGAAGAGACAGGAGGAGCUUGAGCGUCAGCGGAGAGAAAGGCGGUACAUCCUCCCUGAUGAGCCUACCAUCAUCGUACACCCCAACUGGGCUGCCAAGAAUGGCAAAUUUGACUGCAGUGUCAUGUCCCUGAGUGUGCUGCUUGACUACAGACUGGAGGACAACAAGGAGCACUCCUUUGAGGUUUCCCUAUUUGCUGAGCUGUUUAAUGAAAUGCUACAGAGAGACUUUGGCUACCGCAUAUAUAAAGCCCUUGCUGCUAUUCCUGCCAAAGACGAGAAAAAGGAAAAGGAGAAGAAAGCCAAAAAGGAGAAGGAGGCUGAAAAGCGUGAAACAAAGAAGGAAAAAGAAGAAGAGAAUGAAGAGCCAGCAGUAAAGAAGACCAAAGAGGAUGAAGAAGAGAAGAGGAAGAGUGAUGAAAAGGCUGUGAAGAAGGAGCCCUCUCGAGAUGAAGACGAGAACGAAGAUGAUGGCAGCACAGCCAAUGCUGAGGAAUAUGACCCCAUGGAGGCUGAAGAUGCAGAAGAUGACGAUGAUGAUGACAAGGACGACGACGACUCCAAUGACAGAGACAGGAAAGACCGCAAGGAUGAUCGCAAGUCUUCAAAAGAGCGGUCAUCUAAAGACAAGGAGAAGAAGCAGAUGGUCACAUACAACAAGGAGCUGCUGAUGGCGUUUGUCUACUUUGACCAGAGCCACUGUGGCUAUUUGCUGGAGAGAGACUUGGAGGAGAUCUUGUACACACUAGGACUGCACCUUUCUCGUGCUCAGAUUAAGAAGCUGUUGAACAAACCGGUGGUCAGAGAGUCUUGUCACUACCGUAAACUGACCGACAGGGGAAAGGAUGAACCAGUUCCGUCCCUCAACGAAUCCCAAAUAGAAAACCUAAUAGGUAACCGAGGACUACUUCCUGUUCUAAAAACUCGUUCUCAGUCAGAGCCCAGUGAGUCUGGUAAUCUGAUCGUGUAUAAUGGAGCCAUGGUCGACAUCGCCAGCAUGAUGCAGAAACUGGAGAAGAGUGAGAAAGCAAGAGAGGAGAUAGAACAGAAGCUAAUGGUGCAGGAUUCUAAAAUGGAGGAAGAUGCAAAGGUGAAGUUGCAGUUGGAGCAAGCCAACAAGGCCUUGUCGAGGGAGCUGGAGGAUGUAAAGAGCAAUCUGAGCCAAACUGAGCAGACUCUGAAGACUGUAGAGGAGCAGAAGACGAUCUACCACGACCAGAUUGUCAAAACGUCUAACACUUUGAUGGCCAGCUUCAAAGGGCUGAUGGCAGUAAUCAAAAAGGAUGAAGAAGUAGACGAGUCUGGUGACGAAGCUGCUGGCGAUCACAUUCGGACAUCUCAAACAAACGGCGCUGAUGAAUGAGUGACACAUUUAAAAUCGAUGAAGCUAAUCUGUAACACUGAGUAUCUUAAAAUCUGUAAAUAUUCACUAACAAGUAUGAUUUGGCUGUGUUUCAUUUGGACCUAUUGUUUCCCAGGCAUGUAUAAACUACUUACUUAGUUCCCUUGUGUUAAUUAGAAUUCAGUUUUAUGUGUACAAUACAUUUGUUCCUGAAGAGUUACAUUUCUUACCUAGAAUGAUUUUAACUAUGACAAAGCUUUGACACGCUUAUUUUCAUAGUUCUAAAUUAUGAUCAGUUGCUAACAUUUUUUUUUUUUUCUUUUUGUCAUUGCUCUAGUUUUGUUAUGGCCAAUGACAUGCUACAUUGUAGAUCUAAAUGCCAGUAUGUAUGAGUUGUACUUUUCUGUUUUGAGAUUUUUGUUUUUCUAAUGAGCAAUAAUGAUGCUAUUUAUGUGCAAGAGAAUUCGUUAAAAAAAAAAUUAUAUUUAAAAGAAACUAAUUUUAGAAGGAAACAGGUGGGAAGGGGCUCCAUGUGGUUCAGACAGAAUUUCUAUGUAAAUUGUUCUAAUCUGCUGUUUAACCACAACUGUGUUCAAUAAACACAUUCAGUUUGUAGUACUUUUUGUUUUGCUGAGUUCUGCAGGUUUUCUUUCUUUCUUUUUUUUUUUUUUUAUUAUACACAUGGCUAUGCAUGGUUCCUGCCUCUCUUGGACCUUUUCGCUGCCGGCACCUCCCGACUGUACCCGCCAACUGCUGCGCUGCCAGUUACAGUUUUUCAUGUUUCACUGUGGCGAGCGUCUGUCUUGUUUUCUGAAACUACACGUGAACCAAAAGAUAAGCUCAACGAAUGUGUUUUCUCCUUGAAUGAAUCGAAGAAACUUGAACACUUUGAAAUCCAUCUCUGAACUGUGUGCGUUGGUGUGGGUUGUUCUAGAACUGAGGCACAAUUACAUUCGAAUGUGCUCGAAAGAAGGCAGUUUUAUUUUUCUAUUGAAAAUGUACACUAUGGAUGUCUUGUGCAAGAGUAAAGUGGUUCAUUUUAACACUA